Mesorhabditis belari is the source of this 1638-nucleotide messenger RNA. The record is from the annotation of a GenBank genome assembly. Lineage: Eukaryota; Metazoa; Nematoda; Chromadorea; Rhabditida; Rhabditidae.
AUGUGUGCUACUCUUGGUUUGGUGCCAGUGAUUCGUGCUUCCAAAGACAAUGCUGCGGAACAAAUUGCAAUUAGGCUUGAUCAAAAACUCCGAGACAACUUACGGGAUGCACGCAAUAAUCUCUUCGCCUUUGAAAGUGUUCGAGCUGGGCAACUUAGUAGCUCUCGUCCUGUACUUAUCAUUGCGGAUAGAUCUGCAGAUUUGGCAACAAUGCUUCAUCACACUUGGACAGAUCAAGCUUUGGUUCAUGAUGUACUUGGGCUUGAUCAGAAUCGAGUCAGCAUGCCGGACAAGGGCAAGAAGGUGGACUACGAUUUGCAUUGUGGACACGAUCGUCUUUGGACGCAGCAUAAGGGAAAUGCGUUUCCCCUGGUCGCUGAAGCCAUUCAAGGAGAUUUGAGAUUCGUUUCCAGCUGCGAGAAUAGGGAAGCCGAUUUUCACAGGAAAUACUUUCGGAAAAUAAUCUACGACGACGUGAGCCAAAUCGAUUUGCCAUUUGGCGAGAUUGUGGCUCAACAUCGGGGAAACUAUGCUAAACUUUUGAAAUUUCCCGACGAAAUGCAAAAGCCAUCACAUAAUCUGAGAUUGUCUAAAGACGAGCGGCGUUUUGAGAAGAUGCUCAUCGCCGAUUCCAACUACCAAGCCAAGCUCUUUCAAUUGAUCUUCGAGGUGUUAAUUGAUACGGCGAAAGUGCCAAAAGUGCCCAAAAGUUCUCUGAAUCUCAACUCGGAGACUCAUUUCAGCUACGGGUGCUGGGAUUUGUUCGAGUUGUUGAAAGAAAGAGAUAAAAGCCUUGUGAAAUUCAUCGAAUUCGGCUAUUUGAUCGAGUUUGAAUUUGAUUGCUUCAUGAUUCGAACGAAUUCCGGUCCAAAGCCAUGUACUUUCUUAGCAGGUGACCAUACGGGGAGUUUGGUCAAAUAUGAAGAAAAUGGAGACAAGGUUUUGGUUUAUUUGGAAGGGGGGAUUACCAAUGCACGAAUAGUGAGCCAGGCCAACCCGCAGCCCCGGGCCAGGACCGGUUGCGAGGAGUUACAAGAGUUGGUGGCCAAUGGAGUGAAACAGUUGCACGCGGCAACAAUAUUCUAUCACAGAUCGUUGAACAAGAAGUUCAAAUUUCAAAUAAAUGACUACAUGUUUCGGCUGAAGUGGCCACCGAGUCAUACACACAAUUGCCUCAAUAGUCAGCCAAUUCAAACAGCCGGCUUUCCGAAAGAGAUCGAUUUUUCAGAAAGAAUCGGAAUCUGCAGCUGUAUUCAAGGGUGUGCGGACAGCGAAUCGUUGAUCGAGGUGUACACGAAAAUCUGUAAAUUGUUUUUUUUCGUGAAGCGGAAAGGGGCGGAGGUGUUAAAGACACCGUACGAGGGACGGCUUUUGAAGAUUCGCUUCGACGAGAUUCGGCAACACCACGAUUGGCAUUUCCAUUGGCACGGGACAGAAAAGCGGCUGAUACUCGAUCAUCCGGAAAGCUAUGACCAAUCUAGAAUUGAGAGCAUGUCGAUUGAUUGUGAUUAUGGCUUUGGUUGCUUACCUGUAUCAACGAAUCAAUUGGAGAAUCAACGAAAGACACUCGGCGUUCACGAGCUAUUCAAUGUGAACCAACAUCCCCGUGAGAACAUAUUUUUCAGGUUUGGCCCAAAU